UCCCCUCAGGCUCGGCUGCGCCGGGGGCCGCGGGCCGGUUCCUGAGGUGGCCCAGGGGCCCUCCCGCCGCCGGCGCCGCCCGGGCCGUCCCUCCCCGCCGCCCCCCGCCCUCCGCCUCCGCCUCCCCCCGCCCUCCGCCUCUCUUCCCCCUCCCCGCCCAGCAGCGGUCGCUCGGGCCCCGGCUCUCGGUUAUAAGAUGGCGGCGCUGAGCGGCGGCGGCGGCGGCGGUGGCGCGGAGCAGGGCCAGGCUCUGUUCAACGGGGACAUGGAGCCCGAAGCCGGCGCCGCGGCCUCUUCGGCUGCGGACCCUGCCAUUCCCGAGGAGGUGUGGAAUAUCAAACAAAUGAUUAAGUUGACACAGGAACAUAUAGAGGCCCUAUUGGACAAAUUUGGUGGGGAGCAUAAUCCACCAUCAAUAUAUCUAGAGGCCUAUGAAGAAUACACCAGCAAGCUAGAUGCCCUCCAACAGAGAGAACAACAGUUAUUGGAAUCCCUGGGGAAUGGAACUGAUUUUUCUGUUUCUAGCUCUGCAUCAACGGACACCGUUACAUCUUCCUCCUCUUCUAGCCUUUCAGUGCUACCUUCAUCUCUUUCAGUUUUUCAAAACCCCACAGAUGUAUCACGGAGCAAUCCCAAGUCACCACAGAAACCUAUCGUUAGAGUCUUCCUGCCUAAUAAACAGAGGACAGUGGUACCUGCAAGAUGUGGAGUUACAGUCCGGGACAGUCUAAAGAAAGCUCUGAUGAUGAGAGGUCUAAUCCCUGAGUGCUGUGCUGUUUACAGAAUUCAGGAUGGAGAGAAGAAACCAAUUGGCUGGGACACUGAUAUCUCCUGGCUCACCGGAGAGGAAUUGCAUGUAGAAGUGUUGGAAAAUGUUCCACUUACAACUCACAACUUUGUACGGAAAACGUUUUUCACCUUAGCAUUUUGUGACUUUUGUCGAAAGCUGCUUUUCCAAGGUUUUCGCUGUCAAACGUGUGGUUAUAAAUUUCACCAGCGUUGUAGUACAGAGGUUCCACUGAUGUGUGUUAAUUAUGACCAACUUGAUUUGCUGUUUGUCUCCAAGUUCUUUGAACACCACCCAAUACCACAGGAGGAGGCCUCCAUAGCAGAGACUGCCCUAACGUCUGGAUCGUCCCCUUCUGCCCCCCCCUCCGAUUCUACUGGGCCCCAAAUUCUCACCAGUCCGUCUCCUUCAAAAUCCAUUCCAAUUCCACAGCCUUUCCGACCAGCAGAUGAAGAUCAUCGAAAUCAAUUUGGACAGCGAGACCGGUCCUCAUCAGCUCCAAAUGUGCAUAUAAAUACAAUAGAACCUGUCAAUAUUGAUGACUUGAUUAGAGACCAGGGGUUUCGUAGUGAUGGAGCCCCUUUGAACCAGCUGAUGCGUGGUCUUCGGAAAUACCAAUCCCGGACUCCCAGUCCCCUCCUACAUUCUGUCCCCAGUGAAAUAGUGUUUGAUUUUGAGCCUGGCCCAGUGUUCAGAGGAUCAACCACAGGCUUGUCUGCCACCCCCCCUGCCUCAUUGCCGGGCUCUCUCACUAAUGUAAAAGCAUUACAGAAAUCUCCAGGGCCUCAGCGGGAAAGGAAAUCUUCUUCAUCCUCAGAAGAUAGGAAUCGAAUGAAAACACUUGGUAGAAGGGAUUCAAGUGAUGAUUGGGAGAUUCCUGAUGGGCAGAUCACAGUGGGACAGAGAAUUGGAUCCGGGUCAUUUGGGACAGUCUACAAGGGAAAGUGGCAUGGUGAUGUGGCAGUGAAAAUGUUGAAUGUGACAGCACCCACACCUCAGCAGUUACAGGCCUUCAAAAAUGAAGUAGGAGUACUCAGGAAAACUCGGCAUGUGAACAUCCUGCUCUUCAUGGGCUAUUCAACAAAGCCCCAGCUGGCUAUUGUCACCCAGUGGUGUGAGGGCUCCAGCUUAUACCACCAUCUCCACAUCAUCGAGACCAAAUUCGAGAUGAUCAAGCUGAUAGAUAUUGCUCGGCAGACUGCACAGGGCAUGGAUUACUUACACGCCAAGUCAAUCAUCCACAGAGACCUCAAGAGUAAUAAUAUUUUUCUUCAUGAAGACCUCACAGUAAAAAUAGGUGAUUUUGGUCUAGCCACAGUGAAAUCUCGAUGGAGUGGGUCCCAUCAGUUUGAACAGUUGUCUGGAUCCAUUUUGUGGAUGGCACCGGAAGUAAUUCGAAUGCAAGAUAAAAACCCAUAUAGCUUUCAGUCAGAUGUAUAUGCAUUUGGGAUUGUUCUAUAUGAAUUGAUGACUGGACAGUUACCUUAUUCAAACAUCAACAACAGGGACCAGAUAAUUUUUAUGGUGGGACGAGGAUAUCUUUCUCCAGAUCUCAGUAAGGUACGAAGUAACUGUCCGAAAGCCAUGAAGAGAUUGAUGGCAGAGUGCCUAAAAAAGAAAAGAGAUGAGAGGCCACUGUUUCCCCAAAUUCUUGCCUCUAUUGAGCUGCUGGCCCGCUCAUUGCCAAAAAUUCACCGCAGUGCAUCAGAACCCUCCUUGAAUCGGGCUGGCUUCCAGACAGAGGAUUUUAGUCUCUAUGCUUGUGCUUCUCCAAAAACACCCAUCCAGGCAGGGGGAUAUGGAGAAUUUGCAGCCUUCAAGUAGCCACACCAUCAUGGCAACAUCUACUCUUAUUUCUUAAGUCUUGUGUUCGUACAAUUCGUUAACAUCAAAACACAGUUCUUCUGUUCCUCAACUCUU
This is a messenger RNA of Lynx canadensis (Canada lynx), 2707 nucleotides long. It is a transcript of the gene BRAF, whose product is annotated as B-Raf proto-oncogene, serine/threonine kinase. Gene Ontology annotation, molecular function: protein kinase activity; ATP binding. Bases 197 to 2611 code for a protein of 804 amino acids. Gene Ontology annotation, biological process: protein phosphorylation; signal transduction. The record is from RefSeq and is a predicted model, not a curated record. The transcript has 20 exons. Gene Ontology annotation, cellular component: plasma membrane; cytosol; mitochondrion. NCBI's taxonomy places the organism in Eukaryota, Metazoa, Chordata, Mammalia, Carnivora, Felidae.